This is a messenger RNA of Alternaria arborescens, 2157 nucleotides long. RefSeq lists its product as hypothetical. Gene Ontology annotation, cellular component: nucleus. The coding region runs from base 1 to 2157 and encodes 718 amino acids. NCBI's taxonomy places the organism in Eukaryota, Fungi, Ascomycota, Dothideomycetes, Pleosporales, Pleosporaceae. The record is from RefSeq and is a predicted model, not a curated record. The transcript is spliced from 3 exons.
AUGGCAUCAGCACGGUUACAGCGUCUCCAAAGGUUUGUCCAAGUAGACCUCGAUACCCUGCCAGACCGCCCUAUCUCUCCACGACGUGAGUCCAAGCCAGAGCCCGAACCUAAUCAUGCCGACAGCAACUCCUCUGGCGGUGUAUCGCUCAGAAACAUACCUCCAGAUUCGCCUGCCAGCAAACAGACCUCACCCAAUCAGACUAUUGCAGCUAUAAAGACACCGCCUAUCGAGAACACAGAACGCCGAUUCGUUUGGAUCAAAGACGCUGACAGCUCCUUCAACCCAAACCUGGACUCGAUGCGGCCAGCCACCGCCCAAGCUCCGGCACCUCGUACAGAUGCCGCUGGGCUUCCAGUGUCCGAUCUCCAACGUGGCGACCUAGCCUCACCUCGCCAUCACUUCACCCCGAUCCAGGCACUGGCAAAGUAUCCCUACAAGUACUGCAACAAGAUCCAUAUGCAGGACAUUGCUUCUGCUUUCUUCGACCAAGGAAAAUUCUGGCAGCGAGAGUGGGACCUAUACUACAUCUGGGACAUUGAAGAGACUUCCAAGCCUUUCAUUCUCGUCCGCGAAAGCCAAGUUCAAGCAUUACUUGCUGAGAUCAAUAAGCACUUGAAGCUUACUUUGAGAAUCACCGACCAACAACGAGAGGAGGGCCUACUCGUGCAAUUCCCUGACCACCCACGCUGCCUGCCUCGUUAUCUUGGCCGCUCCCAGUCGCGCGAGGACGUUGACCGCAUGGCCGAAAACGCCCCCAACAAUACUUUCCGUGCAGCGGAAGAAGCUUCCCAUCCACCACUGGAGUCACACACUCUGGAACGGUUCAGGCAGCUGAUGGCAAAUUUGGCAGAAGCACAAAAGGCGAAGAGCAAGGCAAACAAACAAAAGAAGCAAGAGGAUCGCAUGGCCAAGAACAAGUCGAUGCAAGAUCAAUUCAAGCGUGCCGGGAGGUAUCUUGGUGUUCGUGGCCCAAUCCAGGCUUCGUAUUCAUCUUCCUCCUAUCCGGCAAUCGACCCCUCCAUGCCAGUUCCCUUCACUUUUGAUCACGAUGUCGUUUUUGUGUGCGUCGAUGUUGAAUCGUACGAGAGAGCCCAUCACAAGAUCACCGAAGUAGGAGUAGCUACACUGGAUACUCGGGAGCUCAUCGGUGUCCCACCCGGCGAAAACGGUGCGGCGUGGAGGAACAAGAUCCGAGCCCGUCACUUCCGCAUCAACGAAUACAAGCACCUACGCAACACCGAAUUCGUCACUGGCUACCCCGACGGUUUCGAUUUCGGUGAGUCAACCUUCAUUCCCCUCAAAGAAGCGGCAGACCACGUGGCAGCCUGCUUCCACGCCCCCUUCGGAGCCCAAGACGGAGAUGGCUUCCCCAGUCAUCAUGAUCCGACUGAGAAGCGCAACAUCAUCUUCCUCGGGCAUGAUACUCUUGGAGACGUCCGCUACCUCCAACAGCUCGGCUACGAUCCUAUGAAGGUAGAACAUAUUCUUGAGGCUAUGGACACCGCAACCAUGUACAAAGUCUGGAACCGAGACCCACAGCCCACUAGCCUGGGCAGAAUCCUCUUAGCAUUCGAUAUUCCAGGCUGGAAGCUACAUAAUGCGGGUAACGACGCUGUGUAUACCGUGCAGGCCAUGUUAGGUAUCUGUGUUAAAGAGGCGACUCUCCGUGGCUCUCCAGAAUUGGACGAUAUGCGCAAGCAAGAGAAGGAGAACAGACUCAGAGCUAGGAUCGAGGAGGCUGAGCAGAAAGCUAAGGAUGAAGCGGAAGGCUGGAGCGAUCAUGAGGCCGUUGGAGAUGGCGGCUCACCGAUUCCUCUUGCUUCUGCCAUUCCGCCAGUAUCGAAGCCAGUGCAAACUAAGGCUAAGCCUCUUGCGCAGUAUGAUGGCGCUGGAGAGGAUCAUAUUGGCUCGUCUCGUGGUUGUAAGGCGCCUGGUGAGGGUCACGAGCAGCGUGAGAGGGGGGACUGUGGCAGUGAUCAACGGGGAACCUCGAGCGAGCAUGGUCAGGUAGACUGUGGCGAUCGUGACCAGUCUAGUGGAAAUGAAAGAUGGAGAGGACGGGCUCGUAAUCUGAUCCCUGGACGUGGUCGUGGUCGUGGGCGCUCGGGUUUGCCAAAGGAGGAGGCUGUUCCAAAUGUGCAGUAUCAUUGGUGA